ACGAAAUGCAUCAACAUUUUCAGCGAGAUUGUAUAGAAAUUACCAGCAUUCCAGUAACCUCUGAUGACAACCCAAAGCAGUUAACCAUAGAGUUGGGAGAAUUGAUGGGUAUAUCAAACAUUUCUGAACAUCACAUAUCAAUAGCUCACAGACUACCAUCUACAAGAAAUGUUAAGGAUCGGUUGAUAGUUAAGUUCGUGCAUCAGGAAAUGAGAGAUGAGUUUUAUCAAAGAAGAGGCACAUUAGCCGGUAAAACAUAGAAUUGACUUGCCACUGAUAUCACAUUAAUUCGACCAAAGCACUACAUCUACAAGACCUACUAAAAUUCACAUUAAAGUGCCCCUAAUGCUUCAAAUUGUUCUUUGAAUUCAGCUUUUGAUGGUUCGGGGCCAUUGUAUUUUGUAAAACAAAGAGCCUGGGUCUAGCCUGUUUUCUGACGUCAUCCAAGAUAGUCGGCAUUUAGCCUUGAUAUAUAAUAGAAAACUCUGAACUUGUAAAAAAUUUGGAUGACGAUUUCAGCUUUGAGGAAUUAAAUGUUGGCCUAGCUUACAGCGAUGAACCUUUGGCCGACGAAGAAUGGUUGGCAAAACAACAGGCUAAAAAAGAACGGUUAGAAAUAGAAGAGAAGCUAUGUAAAAGGCUAGAUGGUUCUUGUCGAACUAAGCGAGUGGGAAGUAUCAACAUAAUUAUAGUAAAUGAAGAUUAAAAAUGAUUUGUUUUCGAGUCAUGUAUUAUAAACGUGAAUCUAUCCAACUUUAAUAGUUUUUUCCUUGCCUUUUUUCACAUGUGUAAGUGUGGGAACUGUGGCAUUGAACUUCUAACUAAUGGCAACAAAUGUUACUGCUGCUGUGAGCUUGAAGGCUGUGAAGAAGCGAUGAACUGCAAGGAAGUGAUAAAAGAAGUCAAAGGUGUACAAAAUGCAAAGUGUGUUACACAACAUCCAGGAUUCAGUCCCGUAUGGUUACAAAAGUGGAGUUUGAAGCAAGCUUCAGACAGAUAUAAAACGAAAAAUAAAGACAAAUAUAAACAAAUAGCAGCACAGGAAAGGUUAGAUAAUUAA
Messenger RNA from Paramuricea clavata, 1060 nucleotides. The record is from the annotation of a GenBank genome assembly. Lineage: Eukaryota; Metazoa; Cnidaria; Anthozoa; Malacalcyonacea; Plexauridae.